Messenger RNA from Aspergillus eucalypticola CBS 122712, 1084 nucleotides. RefSeq names its product thiamine pyrophosphokinase-related protein. The transcript has 2 exons. Gene Ontology annotation, molecular function: 8-oxo-dGDP phosphatase activity. The record is from RefSeq and is a predicted model, not a curated record. The coding region runs from base 58 to 1050 and encodes 330 amino acids. NCBI's taxonomy places the organism in Eukaryota, Fungi, Ascomycota, Eurotiomycetes, Eurotiales, Aspergillaceae.
CUCCCUGUAUUCUGGACAACUAAACACCCACUACUACAAUUGACUACAACAUACAGUAUGUCAACAACAACAACAACAUCGUCAUCAUUGUACCAGGUCGUAGCAGACCUCGACAACUUCCCCUACCCUACCGCCAACGAUGACGACAACCCCAUCCUGCAAAACUACCACGCCUUCCGGAUCACGGGCAUCCCCCAAACCCUAGGCUACAUCCCCAACGAGCUAAUAACCACCUUCCCCUGGCCAGCAGACACCUGGGCCAUCAAUACCACUCCCACCAACAAAACAAUCACCCUCCUCACAUCUCCCACCGCAACCGCCUCCACCCGCACCGCCAUCCUCCUCCCCACUCUCCAGCAACUCGCCUCUCACGGCAUCCUUCGCGGCUGGCGCAACGAGACCUUCCCCCUCUAUGGUCCAGACGGGACCAUCAUCCUGGAAAUAGAACGCGCCGCAAGCGCCCUCUUCGGCAUAGUAACCUACGGCGUGCAAAUGCUCUGCUACACCGAUGACAAAGUCUCCAACACACCGCAUCUCUGGAUCGCCAAACGCUCCUCCCUUAAACCGACCUACCCCGGCAUGUUAGACACCACUGCCGCGGGGGGACUAAGUACAGGGUUACCACCGAGGGAGGCCAUCAUGCGGGAAGCGAGCGAGGAGGCGGAGAUCCAGGAAGAGUUGAUGCGGAAGGGUAUGAGGUUUGUGGAUCGGAUUUCGUAUUUCCAUGUUAAGAAGGAGAGUGUUGGGGGGAUAGGGAUGGUGGAGCUGUUGCAGCCCGAGGUGGAAUAUUUGUAUGAGUUGAGGUUGGGGAAGGAGGUGGUUCCAAGUCCGGCAGAUAGUGAAGUGGAGGAUUUUAGGCUGUGCGGGGUAAAGGAGGUGAAGAAGGCGCUAGGGGAGGGGAGGUUUAAGCCGAAUAGUGCGGUGGUGGUGGUGGAUUUCUUGUUGAGGAGGGGGUUGUUAGAUGGUAAUGAUGAGGAUGAGAGAAUUCGGGUGAGGUUGCAUAGGGAGUUGCCUUUACCAGUGGUGGAUCAUGAGGGGGGAAGAGUAUAGUAGUUCGUAUAUUAGUAUUGAAGAUAUGAUUAUG